Messenger RNA from Trypanosoma grayi, 393 nucleotides. RefSeq lists its product as hypothetical. Lineage: Eukaryota; Euglenozoa; Kinetoplastea; Trypanosomatida; Trypanosomatidae. The coding region runs from base 1 to 393 and encodes 130 amino acids. The transcript has a single exon. The record is from RefSeq and is a predicted model, not a curated record.
AUGAAUUAUUGGAGCGCCAGCUGCAGGAGCUGGAGAAGGCCCUGGCUGCUGUGCAGCACCAGCUGCAGGAGCGUGAGAAGGCCCUGGCUGCUGUGCAGCACCAGCUGCGAGAGAGGGAUGAGUCCAUUAAAGACACUGCGCCACUCUCCCAUGUCAAUGAGUUGGAGCGCCAGCUGCAGGAGGGCAAGGAAGCCAAUGAAUUAUUGGAGCGCCAGCUGCAGGAGGGCAAGGAAGCCAAUGAAUUAUUGGAGCGCCAGCUGCGGGAGGGCAAGGAAGCCAAUGAAUUAUUGGAGCGCCAGCUGCAGGAGCGUGAGAAUGCCCUGGCUGCUGUGCAGCACCAGCUGCGGGAGAGCGAUGAGUCCACUACAGACACUGCACCGCUGUCCCAUGUAA